AUGGGUAUGGCAUACUUGGUUGGGGCCCCAGAUGUGCCGAGGUUUUUGAAAGCUAUAGAGCGGCAUCCUUUCGUCACGAGUAGAAUCGGCGACAACCCAGAAGUCAAUGUGUACAUGAGAGGGGCGAUAUGCUGGAUGCGAAACCGAACACAGUUACCCAAGCUUCGUGCUGGAUUCGAUCGAAUAUUCAUAUACCUCGCAUUGGCAGAUGAGAUCGGUCCAGAAAAUGGCAUGCUUAGACUGGUGCCUGGAUCCCAUGAGCUGAAGGGGGAUGUCGUGGGGAUGCGGUCGGAAAUUGACAUUCGUUUAUCACCUGGCCAAGCGUUGAUUAUCGAUGGAAACUUGGUGAUUCGCUAUCCACAGAAUGGGGGUGGUAUCUGUAUAAUGGCAGUAUACUGGAAGACAAGGGCCUAA
Messenger RNA from Aspergillus calidoustus, 414 nucleotides. The record is from the annotation of a GenBank genome assembly. NCBI's taxonomy places the organism in Eukaryota, Fungi, Ascomycota, Eurotiomycetes, Eurotiales, Aspergillaceae.